CCGUGCUUUGCGGCGGGAGCUUCAGUAGCCGCCUGUACGUCGACCGGAAAGCCCUUCACGCUUUUACGCCGCGAAUCUCCGGAGCCAGCGCGCAGCGCGCCAUCCUCGGGCGACGAGGGAUCGCAAGGGGCACCCUUGCGGCCUACGCAACCCCCUGGUCAUUCGGUGUUGGUCGCGCGGUUGCUUUUUUUUUUCCUUCGCGCGUCGUGUCAAAGAUCGUUCCGCGCGAUCGGCUGCAUCGGAAUCCAAAGACAAGCGUUGAUUAAAAAAAGAAGAGAGGAAAGAAAAGGGGGCGGUGAAGAAGAGACCGAGUUCGUCGAGGGGAUAUACAGUGUAGUGCAUCCGAAACCGAUGGAUCGCUCGUCGCGGAUCUCGUCGGAGUGUUGAUAUGAAGGCGGAUCUGUGAAACGGGUGAAUGAGCGGGCGUGUAUAUGAGUGCGUAAUCGACGAGAGCGUUAAUCUCGAAAAGCGCAUCAUGCCAAGUGCCGCGGGAUACCGAGACGCGCAUUCUGCCCUAUCCGUGUCGCUACUUUGCGUCCUCCUCGUCGCCGUCACCGGCGUUCGCGGGCUGAGCAAUGUGUCAAUCGACCUUCCACUGGCCGUGACAGCUGGCACAACAGUCAACUUGUCCUGCAGAUACGAUCUACAAUCGGAUAUCCUUUACACUGUCAAAUGGUACAAGGGCUCGGAAUUUUUUCGAUACAUCCCCAAGGAGAUGCCGCCGAUCGGUGUGUUUGGAGAACUCGGGGCAAAAGUCGUGACAAAUCGGAGCGACGCGCAUCGAGUGGUCCUGAAGGAUGUACAGCCCAAUCAUACCGGCAAAUAUCGCUGCGAGGUCUCCGGAGAUUCCCCCUCGUUUAAUACCAUGAUGGUCUCUGGUUACAUGCACGUAGUUAGUCUGCCGAACGGCGAUCCUCAGCUGCGGGUCGAGAAGCCACGAUAUGCAGUCGGCGACACCGUGCGCGGAAACUGCACGGUACCGUCGGGAAAUCCUCCGGCUAACGUCACGUGGACUGUCAAUGGGACACCGGUAAACUCGAGCUUUAUUAUGAACAUCACGGACAAAGUUGGCGACAAUCAACAGCAAAUGACAGUCGCGGGAUUGGACUUUGAGACGAUGCAGGAUAACUUUAGCAACGGCAGAUUGCACAUUGUUUGUCACGCCAAUGUCUUUCAUCUAUAUCAGAAAAAGGCCGAUGUACUUCUGACCGAGGAACGUCCGAAACUGGCAUCCGUCUUAGGAACACGAGAAUCUUCCUACAUUGGUAACGCAGCAAAGAACACUGCUGAAUGCUUCUACAUCACUGCUGUAAUUACAUUGCUGCUUUGCAACCUGAGAUAACAUCAAUGAGUCCAAUACGUUUUAUGCGCACGAUUGUAUCGCAAGGAGGGAGUAUAAAUCGUUUGUAAAAUUCUGAAAUUAUUAAGUGGAAUUAAAACAAAACCUGGAAAGAGAGAUCUUUCGUUGAAAUAACUAACGAGCGUAUGUUAUUCGUGUAAAUAGGAUAAAGAGAAAAAAUUUAGCGAAUUAAUUAUCUAUAUGUACGCGAUCCGCGCCCACCCCCGCCGGGCAAUUUGUAAUCCGAUAAGUAAUGUGUCAUAUUAUUAUGUAAUAGACCGACGAAGCGUCGCGGCGCCCAACCACCGACGACUCAUUUGGCAAAGUAUCGUACCGUCUUUUCUAUCCUCCGAAAGAAUGAUUUUGAUACCUCCUCCGUAACAAUGUAGCCAACGCAACGUGUACUGCCAUGUUUAUAGGUGAACACUGUUAUCGUUUAUAAAUGACAUUUUAUUUCAAUGAGAUAUGAAUAAAUGAGAAUCACCUUCGUUACUUUAA
This is a messenger RNA of Ooceraea biroi (clonal raider ant), 1837 nucleotides long. RefSeq lists its product as uncharacterized. Lineage: Eukaryota; Metazoa; Arthropoda; Insecta; Hymenoptera; Formicidae. The record is from RefSeq and is a predicted model, not a curated record.